ACACAGUUUGCUGUACUACCAUAUAGUUAUGCUAAGGAAUUCCUGACCAGAAUACUGGACAAUAAUAUUCUAUGCCUAUAUAAUGCUUCACAUUUUUGUGGACAUGUAGCCGAUUCUCGGAAAGAGACUUAG
This is a messenger RNA of Acaulospora morrowiae, 132 nucleotides long. The record is from the annotation of a GenBank genome assembly. Lineage: Eukaryota; Fungi; Glomeromycota; Glomeromycetes; Diversisporales; Acaulosporaceae.